AUGGAGGCUAGUAAUCACAAAGAAGAGGAGGAUGAAUAUCCAAAGGCCUGGGGAGAGUUGUCUCCAGAGAACAAGCUUGAUUACUUGACUAAACUCUCAAACCUUUACCAAUCAAAUGAAUUAACUGAUGCUAAGAUUGAGACUUAAAUCUAGAUUGGCAUGAACCUUAUGAAAGGUUAAGGCUCAUCAGAGGAAUUUCUAUUCAGUGAGAAUCUAUUCUCAAUCAGUAAAUCUGAUAACGUAGAAAAGUUCAGUCAGUAAAUGAGAUCACUAUAAUAAAACUACGAUGAGUCCACUUGCAUUGCCUUGGCUGAGAGUGGUUAUGUGAAGAAUGAUAAGUUCCCUGAGAUCAGAGGGCUGCUUCACAUUCAAAAAGAAAUUGAGCAAAAACUGCUGAGCACCUAGGAAGAUAGAUCAAACCUUCUAGUAGUUCUCUGGAGUACAUAAUGCCCGAACUUAGAGGAUUAUCUAAGCCAGAUAAACAGCCUAACUCUUGAAAUAAAACAGCAAUGCUCAACCUUCAAGUGCUUAGCAAUAAACAUAGACAGAAUAUUCUUGUAUAACGAGACUAUUCAAAAGAUAUUGAUAGAUAAGGUAAAUGUAACUUUCCUAAGAGAUAGCAACUUUUCAUAAGUCAACAACUUGUUUGCCACAAGAUUCGUCAGAAAUGUCCGCAGCGCUGCUAGCACUACACCAUUUAUCAUCGUUGCAGAUUCACAAGGAGUCAUAUAAUAUGCCUAACCAAAAAAGAGUGUCGAUAAGCUUGGCUUGAAACUGAAGGCAUUAAUUUUAGAUAAUAAAAAAGAAGCGUUUACCUAAAGGAUCAAGGAGCCAUUCAUAUAUACCGACUCAGCCCAGUUUUAGGAAAAAUUCAACUCAAUUGUAGAGUAUUUCCACACAUUUUUGGCUACAAAUGAAGAACAGUACCCAAAUCUAAGAUAGAUAUUGAUGGCAUUCCCUUGGAAAGGGAUCAUCGUCCUAAAUUUAAGAAGAUAUGACGCAAGUCUGAGCUUAAACUAAGGUCAUAAGGCCUCAUUCAUUAUAAAUCUAAAAGCUAAGUCCAAUGACUUAAAGAUUGUAAAGGAGUUGCUCGAUAAAAAGCUAGAAGAAUUCAAGGGAGAAGGAUUUUACUUUAAGUUCAAUGUCUAAGAAAUACCUAUCAUGAGUGUAAAGUGCAUUAAUAACUGUGAGAAGUGUAACGUAGACCUAUAGAAUGAACAACAAUACAUCCUUAUGAAUGAGAACAAUGAGCAAACUCACAACUAUUGUUAUAACUGUGCUUCAAGAAUGGAAGAGCCAUAGAUAUUUGCAAGCAGCGAUAGACAUAUAGAGAGUUUAAUAGCUUAGAAUGUAGUGAAGCGAGAUAUGACUAAGAGAUUCUCAGCCACAGCAGUUUAAUGUGAUGCCUGCAAGUCCUUCUUCGAUUCAAACAGGUACAAAUGCGCCUACUGCAGUGACUUUGAUCUAUGCGAGAGAUGCUUUGAUGACAUUGAGAUUGAAGGAGAGCAAAGGUAUGAUGAUGAAUUCGAGCAAUGCUCAGCCCAUCAAAGAGGUAAACAUCCUUUCUGGGUCGUCAAAGACUUUAAAAGCUAUGAGUUUAUAUGA
Molecule: messenger RNA, 1605 nt
Organism: Stylonychia lemnae
Lineage: Eukaryota; Ciliophora; Spirotrichea; Sporadotrichida; Oxytrichidae
Source: the annotation of a GenBank genome assembly